CUACUAUUCAUACUCUUGCUUUGAACAUUGGUAGGGACCGUGGAUAUCCACGCAUUGACUAUGUCUCUCAAGUCUGGCAUGAAAUUUGAAGUCACCAACGCGCUCAAUACGCUAUCGACUUUGACAAGACAGGACUCUGACAAUUUGCAGAUCAUGCAUUGUCCUGAGCUUUUGGAUGUCCUGCUCGAUCUGAUGGAAGCAACAUCCUCAAAAUGGAGAUUUGACGGUUAUAUUCAUAAAGCAGAUUUCAAUGACAUUUGUGAAGAUGAAUUGGCGGAUUCAGAACAUCAACUUCACACACAGCAGGUUGGGAUUUUUUGUCAACGUAGUCAGUUUGAUACAUAUCAAAAACUUUUUGAGGCUAGCGUCGAUGAGGCGUGCCAUUUAAUGGAGUACAAGUCAUAUUCUGAGCAUAAACAUCGGGACCAAUUAGAUUCCGCAUCAGUAUCAACGUCCGCAUCAACAUUGGACUUUCGUGAGUGGUCAUUUAAUAAGGAUCAGUUCUUAUCGCUAUCCAACAUUCUCCGAAACCUCUCGUUUUUGCCUGCAAAUUAUGAGUUCCUGGCUCGCCAUCCUCGAUUCUUAGAGGUGUUGAAGAGAACGCUCUUAGCCCCUCAGACGAAGGUGUUUGGAUCCAUUGAUGACAUUGAGGAUCAAGGCAAAAUUGCAUCAUCAGAUCAAAAAUCGGAUGAUAUGGAGACCGAUAGUGUUGAAUAUCAGAGGGCACAAGCACAAAAAAUGAAGACUGAAUGGCUGCCUUCCUCAGGGGCACUAGCAAUUCUUGAACACCGUAAGGAUGUCUUGACAAUUCUGGCGAAUCUAUCUGGAUACUUGAUCUUACCAGACUCCAAUGCGGCACAAUGGAUCAUGCUUCUGAUUCUUGAUUUCAUGAAUGCAGAGGAUACGUAUUAUGCCAGCCUGGCAUUAGAGGCUGUUGCUAAGCUUGGCAUCAGUCAUGACAACCGUUUGUUACUCUCGAGCGUGGACAGAGAUUUACGCAAAGAGACUUUGAAGCAGCGGCAUGGGGGCCGGCUUCCACCACGUGCAUUAGCUCACCACAAGACAACACCGACAUCGUCCUCGGCUUUGCAUGUAUUUACAGACGAUGCAAUGGAGAAAUGGGAGGAAGGCGGGUAUUUACUACCUCUUUUUCAGUCGCUCUCUGCGAUGUUGGGUAAAGUGCUGACCAUCGUCACAGAACAACAAAGGGCGUUGGUGAUGCCACAUUCAACACUUGCGCAUCUUGAAACACUCAUGUUGGCGACCUACAACCUUGCAGCACUAUCGGAAGUGGACUUUAGGCGAUACAUGGCAGUCCAACCAGGAUUUGUUGCAGGAUUAUUGAAGUUAAGCGUGGCAUUGGCAGAUGUUCGGACACCAGCAUAUACAUCUGCAAGUAUGCGGACUGUUGAGACAUUGCGGGUCAUCUCGAAGGACAAUGAGCACUUGCUAGUGCAGUACACAGAGCUGAUUGCCAAAGCUGCAAUGCAGCCUCACAUUCAUCCUAAGAUCCUGGAUGACUUGAUGUGUGUGUUGUAAACUAUAAAUGUUACCAUUUUUAUAAUUAUCAUUAUCAUUAUCAUUAUCAUUAUUAUCGUGUCUUUGCAUUCGUUUACAAUAUUAUUUUCAGGGGGUUGUUAUUUUUCUCAUUACAUUUCUUUUUUAUUUCCUUAACAAUCCUGUUUAAAUUGCCACCAUUUAUCAAUGUUUUUGUUGAUUGCUGUAUUUAAUAAAACAAAUGAAUAGAAGUAUUGUCACAC
Lobosporangium transversale is the source of this 1760-nucleotide messenger RNA. RefSeq lists its product as hypothetical. Gene Ontology annotation, cellular component: SWI/SNF complex; nucleoplasm; brahma complex. Gene Ontology annotation, biological process: positive regulation of DNA-templated transcription; chromatin remodeling; regulation of transcription by RNA polymerase II. Gene Ontology annotation, molecular function: nucleosome binding. NCBI's taxonomy places the organism in Eukaryota, Fungi, Mortierellomycota, Mortierellomycetes, Mortierellales, Mortierellaceae. The record is from RefSeq and is a predicted model, not a curated record. The transcript has a single exon. Bases 61 to 1539 code for a protein of 492 amino acids.